CUGACGUUUCCGACCCGCACACGUUGUAGUUCAUUUGCAAUUUAUAUUUUUUUAUUUCAUUCAUAAAUUUCACGAACGAAUAAUCGCGUACGUAUUAGAAUAAACAGAGGAGGAUUAUUUACGACAUCGAAACGUGCGGGGAAUCAAUGCUGAACAGGUUGUACUGAGGAAUUGUUGUGGUACCCUAUAAAUCUAAAAUCUUCAAUAUUGAAACUUUAGGUAAGUUUAAUGUCUUUAAUACUUUCUACUACUUUGGCCGUGUUAUAAAGUUUUCAAAAACAUGUUUGUGGCAUCCAUUUUAACAGAUAUUUGAGACGCUUUUACUGUAUUAAAAAAAUAGCGAGGCAAAAGGAACGUCUUGCCAUUAGGAGGCUUUGUAUGAAACUAGUGUAAACAAAUAUUAAAAAUAUAUUGUUACCUAAUAUCAUCUAUAUCUUAGCAUGCCUACAAAGUAUUUGUUAUCGAAUUUCAUGUAUUUGAAGCCGACUACUGUUAUUAUGUUAUAUCUAUAUUAUUAAAAGUGCCGGUUAAAUAGGAUCAGAGUUGAUGUGAGUUGGCAGUGGCUUGCGAGGUUGUUCAAGCUCUAGAUUAACAAAAUAAAGGUUUGAUGAAUGUUCCAGCGAUGUUUAAACUUCAAUAGAAUACAUGCUAGUGUUGGGAUUUGGGAAAGCAUCAAGAACAGCUAACCAAGGACGUUAACUGUCAACUCUCAUCCUCGUGUAAUCGGGGCUUAACAGACAAAUUCAUAAUGUAUAUAUUUUCUAUACUUUAUUGCUUUGAAAUAUAGUCCUAGACAUACCAAUAUAUACCCUAUUACGAAACGCCCGUGUGUAUUUUACAAAUUGCCUUAAUUAAUGGCUGGGUUAAAAGUUUGGUUUGGGUAUAGCAAUCCAUGGUAAGAAUCACAUUUCUUAUCGACUCGCAGCAUCAUGUGACAUGUUGGCCAAAUGCCACAACGUGGCAUAUACAAUAGAUAAUUGCUCUCCCCUUGAUGAGUAAAAUUAUCUGGCAUUAUUAGACAAAGCAACAUAAUAAGGCAGGGCACAUGCUACCAGGGCUUGCAAAAUUUUGAAAAAAGUGGUUGCCCUUGGGGCAGCCAACACUCACAAUUUGGUUGCCUGAGGCCAUUUCUCACUUGCCCAUAUUAAUUAAAUUAGAUAAAAAUAAACCAAUGAAGUUGAAUGAAUCACAACAAAACCGGUGUUUAUUUAACUGUUAACAAGUUACAACUGCUACUGUGUUACAAAUACUCUUACCUCCCAUGCUUGGAUUACUACUGUCAUUGACAUUGUUGAUUCAAAACACAAAAGUGUGGUUGCCCGUCGGGACAUUUAUGUUUUUGAAGUACCCCAAACUAGACAUUGAGGGCUCCAAGGCUGUACACACUGUGUGUGUGAGGGGGUGUGUGGGGGGUGGGAGAGGGGUAGCAGGGGUAGCUGCCCCCAGAGAAAAUUACACUACGGUUAACAAUUACAGUGACAAACAAAUAACUGGAAGAGAUAGUUUCGCCUAUAUAUUACUCUAUGAACUCUAAUAAUUGUUCUAUUUCUUCAAUAAAAAAAUGGUACUGUUCUGAUAGAUGUUUAGAAUUUAAAUGCCAGCAUUAGCUGUGAGCAUGGUGUGCCAGGAUUCCAGUGUAGCUCUGUGGUGCUAGUAAUUGCCUUGUCAAUUAUCUUGCUAUUGUUGAAAUCAAUUUUAUAUCAAUUUUAUGGUCAUAAGACCAAGCAUGAUUUGUAAUCUUUGAGCGUGCUUCAUGUUUCUCAACAUUAUACAUGAGUCAUGAGUUCUUUUUUUCCGUGUGAUGAAAGCUCGACCCGUCUCACCAAUGUAGCUCGACAAACAAUCGGCACAAUUUAUGCGAUAGAUCACAUUUGUUUGUUCUUGGGAUGGUGGUCUGUCUUUCGGGAAAGAGAGCAUUUGUUCAAGCAGUGUGUAGAGGUUUCGCUGCAGUCAGGCAGCCAAAAGCUUGUGAUAAAUAAAUAUUUCCAACCAGAGAAUGCCUCAAAAAUCAUUAUGUUCAAUCCUGGUCGCAUUUUCAGUAUUUUUAAAGUUAAAUAUAUACUUCUAGCAUAUAGGUCUUGCUGCCCUUUAGUGAAAAAAAUUAUAUGCAAAGCCCAGCCUACAAAGACCACUUGGAAAGCCACCUGCAACCAAUAUCCACACAUGUGAAUCUAAUGUGACUAGCAUAAAUGAUUCAUUCAACAAAUACUUUAAUUUCUAUCUUCAGGUUUGCUCAUUAAUCCACUAUCAGGCUUGGCUCAUUACUUAUAAUGAAUUUAUAUUCAAAAUACCAGGAGAAUUCUGUUCCAACUGUAGUCCACAUUCUGCUGUGCAUUUUUGCUCUGGCAUUUUGGCUUUUGUUUGCCUCUAUUGCACUGCCUUUCCUAUUUAUAUUCCAUUUAUUUAAAUGGGCAGUGGCUGCUUGGAUAUUGUACAACCGUAUUGGGAAACUGUUAGCUAGCGAAGACGUCCCUUUCAUGCAUGAAUCUGAGCACAAUAAGAACUACAGCGUUUGUUUGUUCAUGGUGAAAGGGAAACCGGACGUUGAGAAGCUUAGAAAACUAUUCUACGACCGUGUUGUAACCAAUGAUGGGCAUCCUAGCUAUAAACGGCUAACAAAGCGAAUUCAUCAAAAAUAUGGACGAUACGUUUGGACAAACGAGGUUGACUUUGAUGUAUGUAGGCACAUACAUGGUCACGAGGGCACCCCUCCGGCCAAUGACGUGGAACUGGAGAGAUUAUUUGGUGAAAUUAUAAGUAAGCCAAUGCCACGAGAUAUAUCCCCUUGGCAGGUUGUGGUGAUUCCGUUACAGAUUGAUGGUAAGUAUGCGUUCUUCACCCGCGCUCACCAUAUCAUUGGGGAUGGUAUUUCAAUGGUGAACCUAUUUAGCAAAGUAAUGGAUGACAAACCAGUACUUCUGAAGCCGAGCGAGAAGUUGAUCAAGAAGUACCAAAGUAGUGCAUUAAAGAGAGUUAUUCAUGCCAUAUUUACCGGUCCAUUGUGUCUGCUAACUAUUGCAUUGUCUGCUGCUAAUAAUCCGUUCCCGAGGACAUCUGAUGUGGAAGGACAACAAAAAGUGGCCUGGACUGAGGCGGUCAGUUUGCCAAAGAUUAAGGAAGUCAAGACUAAAAUAGGUAUUUCUCAAAUUUAUUUUCUCAAAUAACAAUAGAUAUUUUCUCAAAUAACAACUUCCAGGCAACCGCAUGCCCCCAGACCCACAAAGAAAUGCCCGGUAUCAGGCUAAAAUAAAUUUCCCAAUUUCAGGUAAACGCGGAUAUUUUUUUACUUCUGGCUAAGGCGUAAAAAAAAUACCUGUGGUUCCGGUUUCAUAGCGUAAAAAAAUUAGGGUCGGUAGGUCGGAAAUAAAUUUUUUUGAAUAUUUUUUUUCAUGGUUUUGGCGUUUUUUUUUUGCUGGGCGAUAUGCAGUAGAGUCCCGACAUCAAUAUUAACUAGAGAUGCGUAUUUCCUAUGGACGAAUUUAGGCAAUUUGGUUCAAUAAUUAAUGUGACAACAGAUGCCAUUUUGGCACGCUGUAUGAGCAGACCGCAACCACCUGGAGAAAACAGGGUCGCACGGUCAAUCGCGUUGAAAAAAUAAUAGGGUCGGCAGAAAAAAAUAGGGUCGGUCUGGAACCGGAACCACAGGUAUUUUUUUUUUUACGCCUAACACCCUGCACUUCUGAAAAGUACUUAGCCUCCCGAUUAAAAUAUCAGCUUACGGGCCCGGUCAUUAAUAAUAGGAGUGGGGGCAGUGGAUGGCAGGACGUCAAAAUUGGGGUACUCCCAGGGGGGGGAUGUCAAGGUUUCGAUUUGAUUCGCACAUAAAUGUGUCUGCCUGUAACAAGAUAAAUCCAAUAUCUCAGUAUAUGCGAUUCUGCUCCUUUUUCUAAAUCGUAGUUUCAGUCUACUGAAUGAAUACCACCUUUCAGAAACCUGUAAUUUAUGCAGUUCAUUUUAAAGACCAAGUACACUGUUGAGUCUUUAAGAACGCUAGUAUUCUAGAUUAGGGUUAGAUUAAGAUUAUAUUAGGGUUAGGGGUUAGAUUAGGGUUAGGUUCAUGAUGUUCAUUUAUCCCAAUAAGCAGGGCGUAGGAACCAGCAAGUUUUGCCAAGUGCCCUUUUUUCUGGAGCAAAGUGCCCUUUUUUGCGUGAAAAAUUGUUAUUAAGAUUGCAUUUUUUGCCCAAAGGGCACUUUGAAAACUUGAAUCUGUUAUUUCCGGAAAAAUCCCCCCCCCCGUCGCCAGCAUUUCUGGGGAAAAAUAUUUAGAUACCCUUUUUUUUCGAAAAGUGCCCCUCAAAGCCUGCCCCCCUCCAACUUUUAGAAGCUUCCUACGCCCCUGCCAAUAAGUAAUUGCGCGAAUUUGUUGUAUUGAUAAUUUCGGACGUGUUUAACAAUUUACUCGUAUAGUAAAUUCAAAGGUCGAGUUCAUGCUGAGAAUCGUGAAUUAUCAUGACUGUAUCACAGCCUGCAUCUCUAGUGGCUAUUUAUGGGAAACAUCCAAACUCUCCAUCAUGGUACUUUAACAUGUAUUAUUAUAUGGCUUUUCAAAAUUCUCUAUUCUGAUUGGUUGACAAGCGGUCCGUAAAAACCCAUAUCCGGACCGUGGUCCGUAUUUUCCGUAUCUGGACCGGUGUUCCGGAUGUCGUUUAUCUGGCGGGAAAUUUUUGCUUUGCAAACAGAAAAUUUUUUUGCUUUUUAAAUUUCCAAUUGUGCUUUACAGAUAAAAAUGUCAAACAACCAAAUUGUUUUUGAUGCCUACCGUAUAUUGUUACCGAGUGAAACUGACGAUAGCCGAUUCAAUUCGCGCGAAAAGCAUAUGCUCACAGACUCAGUUCAGCCAUAUAAUAAACCGAUUAUUGACCUCGCUUGUUCGGUCUGUACUGUGAAAUAUCAGACCUCUGUUUUUUUGCAUGGACCUCGCUCCUUCGUUGCUCGGUCCAUACUAAAAAACCUCGGUCUGAUAUUUCACAGUACAGACCUCACUCUCGGUCAAUAAUCCGUUAGUAUCUUCAUUUUCCCAGGUGCGACAAUAAACGACGUGGUGACUGGUUGCCUCGCUGGUGCUGUGCGUAGAUACAUCAAAUCAACAACAGGACAAUGCUCCGAAGACGUCCAGAUUGCAGUGAGCAUCAACACGCGUCCUCCGUCCGUGUUAAUGAAAGAAAAUAUUCCCUUGGGGAACAAUUCCACUGGCGUAUUCUUCACCCUCCCCGUGACGGGGGAAACGGUGUUGGAGCGAAUCCAACAAUCGAAGAAACGAAUGGAUGCGAUAAAGAACAGUUCAGAUUUCCUAGUAUUUGGGUUUAUAUUCAGCCAUGUUUUAGCCAACCUCCCCGAUUUCCUAGCGCGGUUUAGCGUGAACUCGUUGAACCGCCAUUGUUGCCUCAUCAUGUCCAAUGUACCUGGACCACUGAAUAAGAUGGUGAUAGGCGGAGAUGAAGUAGAGUCCAUCAUGGUCUGGCCUCCGCUGGUCGGUGGCACAGGAAUGGCAACUGCGAUAUUCAGCUAUGCCGAUACUGUGAGAUUAAACAUCAAAGCUGACACGUCUGUCUUCCCCAACCCGAAACUGCUUGCGGACUAUUUUCAACUGGAGAUUGAUGAACUAUUUGAAAUUUACGCGAAGAAAGAUGACUGAUUUGCUUAUGCAAUCCUAGAACUAUUUGCUUUGUAUAAGACUGGUGGGUCACAUUGGAGGGUUAUUUGGGUCUGGUGAUGGUGGUCAACUUUGAUACUAGGCAGCCCAGCAAAAUGUGUAAAAAUCAGUGGUAAAAAUGCAUUAAACGCUUAAAAAUACGUAUAAAGUUCGUCAGCUCAUUAUACAUGCAGAUUCCGAUGUUUACGUCAUUGUAUUUUCAUAAAACACAAUGACGUAAACAUCGGAAUCUGCAUGUAUAAUGACACAGAGAAGAGAUAAUGAGCUACACAAAUAAAUACAAGGAUGGAUUUACUGAGGGUGGUGCGCACCCCCCCCCCCC
Molecule: messenger RNA, 5975 nt
Organism: Paramuricea clavata
Lineage: Eukaryota; Metazoa; Cnidaria; Anthozoa; Malacalcyonacea; Plexauridae
Source: the annotation of a GenBank genome assembly